Elaeis guineensis (African oil palm) is the source of this 762-nucleotide messenger RNA. NCBI's taxonomy places the organism in Eukaryota, Viridiplantae, Streptophyta, Magnoliopsida, Arecales, Arecaceae. The record is from RefSeq and is a predicted model, not a curated record.
UCUUCUAUGGUGAUGUAUAUUCCUACUCCCCCGUUCAUUAAAAUUUCAUGUUUCUUUGCAUGUGUUGAUAAUUAGUUACUAUUAUGGACUGCCAUAUCAUUAGUAUCCAUCAUGUGCUAAAAUAUUGAUACACACACACACACACUAAAUUUUUAAAAUUUGUGAAGGUAUUGGAAGCACCACAUGGAGAUCUAUUAUCAUGCAUGGAAAUGGCAAAGGUUGCUGAUCUGAUAGCUUUUGUAGUAUCGGCAAACUCCCUUAUUGAUGGAUGCGAAUCCAGUGGCUUAAUUGAUGCAUUUGGAAUUCAGUGCCUUUCUGUCUUCAGAGCCAUUGGUUUACCUCGUACUGCUGUCCUAAUUCGGGAUCUUCCUUCGGACAUGAAAAGGAAGCAAGAAUUGAAGAAGAUGAGCGUUUCUUGUCUUUCUUCUGAGUUGCCUGAGGAUUGUAAGUUUUACCCUGCAGAUACUAAAGAGGAUUUGCAUAAGUUCAUGUGGCUUUUCAAGGAGCAACACCUUUCAUCUCCUCAUUGGAGAAACCAGCGAUCCUACCUUAUGUCUCAAGAGGUUCAUUUGGAGCCUGAUGAUGGCAACCCUGGAAAAUGCACUUUGCUUCUUUCUGGCUAUGUACGUGCACACAGCCUCUCUGUGAAUCAGCUGGUGCAGGGGAUUUUCAGUUAAGAAAGAUAGAUGUCCUUAGAGAUCCAUAUCCUAUUAAUGAACGGAAAGGUUGUAAUUCAAUGCAUUCAGAAGAGACACAUGGUAU